AUGGAGAUGAUGAAGACGGGGGUGUGGUGGGACAUGGACACCUGUCUGCUUCCCCAAGGGUUUGAUCCUUAUAAGGUCCGUCAGAGGAUAGAAUCGGCGUUGGAAAAGCACCUUCCUUUCACCAGCUCUGCCAUUGGUGACGUUCCUUUCACCAUCUCUGCCAUUGGUGACCUAAGUCGCAUCCCUGAAACCGACUUGGAAGCGAUCUUAUCCACUGGGUUCGUGUCUAAGUGGGCGUAUUUUCCAGGUCCGGUGGGUAUUAUGCAUGAUAUGUAUAGGUGGGCAGAGAAUCAUCCACCACCGGCUAGAGUAAUUCUUAUAUCCGAUCAUGAAGACAAGUUUGUGGAAAGGGCGUUCUUCGACUCGUUAUUAGGCGAGGAGUUCAAGAUUAUCCGUGCAUAUACAAAAUUUCCGAAGCCUGACUUUUUAAAUUUGGAUUCAGCUACCAGUCAGGAGAUAAAAAGCUCGAUUGAGGAGUACUACUGUGAAACUGGUUGGCUUUGCUACACAUGCAUCGAUUCUAUCCACACUUUUGCUGGCGAAAGCUUUGAAAGUUUAAACAGGCAUCUCAAGAGUGAAGAACAUAGGCAUCUCAAGAGUGAAGAACUGAGAAUUCUAGAAGGUAAAGAGGGAGACUCCUCGUCUCUACCUGUGAAGACGGCGGUGUGGUGGGACAUAGACACCUGUCUUCCCCAAGAGUAUGCUCCUUGUCAGUUCCGGCAGAGUAUAGAAUCGGCGUUCAAAGAAUUCCUUCCUAUGACCAUCUCUGCCAUUGGCAACCUAAAACGCUUCCCUCAUACCCUUGUAGAACCCUUCUUAUCCUGUGGAAUCUCUAUGAAACAUUCCCCCCACGGUACGUCAUCCAUAAUGAUGGAAAUGUCUACGUGGGCACGUGAUAAUCCACCUCCAGCAACUUUAAUUCUCAUAUCCGAUCGGGAAGAGGAAUUUGUUGAAAGUGGUGUACUCCCCUCGUUUAAGCACCGUGGAUACACGAUCGUUCGUGCAUUUCAAAAGCAUCCGAAAGUUUCACCCAUUUACGCUGCUCAAACGAUCCUUUUGGAUUACUUAUUGCCAGCUUGGUAUGAGGUUACUGAUCAUGAGGUUGAGGACAAGUGCAGUGCAACUGCUUGGCAUUGCGACUUGUGCAUAAGUUCUGGCCUGCCUUUUGCUGGCGAAACACUUGAAAGCUUGAUCAGGCAUUUCAAGACUCCAGAUCAUUUAUUUCAAGAGUUGAUGCUUAAGUGUUAUGAAGCGGAAGCCUCGACUCGAUCUAGGAAGAUGGGGGUGUGGUGGGACAUCAGUACCUGUCAGGUUCCCCAAAAGUUUGAUCCUUGUAAGGUCCGUCAGAAACUAGAAUCAGCGUUUUCACACUGCCGUCCUACCACCGUCCUUGCCUUUGGCAACCUAGAACACAUCUCCCCUAGCGUCCUGGAAGCGAUCUCAUCCACUGGAAUCAUUCUGAGACACGUCCAAGAAGGUCAAAUGAAAUCCAUUUUUCUGGAUAUGAAGAGGUGGACAGGUAAAAAUCCACCUCCAGCGACGUUAGUUCUCAUAUCCGAUCGUGAAGAGCACUUUUUUGGAAGUGGGCUACUCCCCUCGUUUGAGGAGCGUGGAUACACACGAUCAUUCGUGCGUUUCAAAAGCAUCCAGAAGUUUCACUCCAUUACGCUUCUCGAACGAUCCUUUGGGAUUACUUAUUGCCAGGGGCUGAUGUCUAUGUCUAUAGACCCUUGCUCUUCUGGAGAGGAAGAGGCCUCGACUCAAUCUAACUAG
This is a messenger RNA of Microthlaspi erraticum, 1773 nucleotides long. The record is from the annotation of a GenBank genome assembly. NCBI's taxonomy places the organism in Eukaryota, Viridiplantae, Streptophyta, Magnoliopsida, Brassicales, Brassicaceae.